Messenger RNA from Cladophialophora yegresii CBS 114405, 3231 nucleotides. RefSeq lists its product as uncharacterized. The transcript has a single exon. The record is from RefSeq and is a predicted model, not a curated record. The coding region runs from base 1 to 3231 and encodes 1076 amino acids. Lineage: Eukaryota; Fungi; Ascomycota; Eurotiomycetes; Chaetothyriales; Herpotrichiellaceae.
AUGGCACCUCCGGAAAUGGAUGGCGGCGCCAUUGAAACAGCUGCUGAACAACUGCGUAAUGUCGCUACUGAUCUUGAGGGAUUUGCUGACUGCCUACGUCCAGUCAUUGGGAUAACGACGUCAAUAGGCGCCGACAAGUUCAUACUUUCUGUUCUCAAAAAGGACAUCAGAAGCUCAAGUCAAAAAGUCCUCGAAUGUGUGACUUCAGUCAUUGCUCUCCACACGGAGGAUUUGCGCCUGAUUCAGUCCCAUGGGCAGGCUCUUCAAGAGGCUAACUGCGCUCUUGAUCAAAAAACGGCCGAAGUCAGCCGGCUCACGGACAAGCAAUCCGAACUGGACGGGGAGAUCACCCGUCUCAAUGCCUCCCAUGCAGAUCAGCUGGCUGCACUGAAGGCAGAGCAUACCUCCGAGAUCGAGAAGCUCACAGAGUCCCUUGGAGCCAAGAGGACAGAAAUAGGCCUGCUCAACGUGAAUUUUGAGAACAACGUGGCGCAGCUGAGAAGCGACCAUCAGGCUCAAGUCAAGACGUUGGAAGAGGAGCGAUCCCAGCGUGAUACGAUCAUCAACGAUCUCAAGACUUCACAAAGGACUGAUGUCGAGAAGCUCAUCCAGUCUCAUACAACGCGCGUGGAGCUACUUGAGUCGGAGAUAGCCAGACUCAAUUCCGCGCACGCAGUUGUGACCCGGGAUCUCGAGAAGAGCCAUGUUGACCGCAUGGAGGAAGCGGAAGAGCAUUGGGACAGGAAACGCUCCGAGAUCCAGCAGGGUCAUAACGCUGCAUGUGAGGAACUUCGCCUCAAAUACUUUGAGCAGAUCGACGGGUUGCAGCGCAAGAACACCGAGCUCCAACAGAGUCAUGAUCUUGCUCUUGACGACCUUCGCCUCAAGCACACCCAGGCUACCGAGCGCGACCGAUCCCAGCUGAGAGACUCGCAUGAAGCCGCGCUCAAGAAGCUUAGCGACGAGCACGCCCAGACUUUGCAGGACAAUGCGUCUGCGGUCGAUGGGCAGAUCAGCCAGCUUCAAAUGUCCCAUCAAGCCGCAGUCGAGCUGCUCCGCCAAGAGCACGCCAACGCUCUAGAGGACAUCAAGGCAGACCACGACCGGGAGAUCACCAGGCUCAACGCAGUCCUCGACACGGCUACAGGCGCAGUCGAUGUACUCAAGCAGGAACAUGCGUCCCAGGUCGUCGCAAAGGAUCGAGAAAUCCUGGAUCUCCGGCAGCUCCUGGAUGCGAAGAAGCGGGAGCUCGAGGCAAUCAGCGGAGAACACUCACAAGCUAAUGCACGGCUCGUCGAGACCACUGGCUGGCUGACGCAAGCCCAAAGUGUUGUAGCAGAACUUCGUGAGACUGUGGACCAGUUGAGAGAGUCUAUACUCCGCAAGGAAGCACAAAUUGGCGUACUUGAUGGCGAGCUGGCCGAUGCCCAGGACCAGCUGGUCGCUAGACGUCAAGACUCAGAUGCCAGGGAGUUGGCUCUGCGCGAGAAGUUGGUUGAAGAACAACAACUCGUCGCACGAAUUUGUCGGGAACAGAGAGACUCCGACCAUCGCAAUCAAGAAGACUUCCGAGACAUGAAGAAUUCUUACAACGAUUGCGUCCAGUCCAUUGAAGCCGAAAUGGAGCUGGAGCGUCUGCAAGGCGAGGAAGAACUCGAAUCUCUGCGGCGUGAACUCCAGAUCACUCGGCGCGGGCUUGAUAACCAGCGUGCGCUCGUUGAAGACCGCCGUCGAGAGUUCGAGAAGGCACUCGCUGCAGGAGAGGAGCAGAAGGAGAUCGACCGGGCACAGCGUGAAGAAGAGCUCAAGGCCGAGCUCGAGGAGCGCGCUGCCGACGAGGCGUUCCACGUCUACCGAGUGCGGAUCGACUUUCUUGAACAGGAAGUUCAAAGUCUCAAGACCGAGCAACAAGCCAAGGUCGACGAAGCACGUCUGGAGGUCGCCACGGAAGAUACGGUAGUUCUGGACGAACUCGUCGAGUCUCAUCAAGCCGAGGUUGACCAGUAUGAGACCGAAAAAUCGGAACUCGUGGCAGAGACCGAGCGCUUGGAAGUUGAGAAGAGGGAGCUCCAGUCCAAUUUCGCUGGGCGGUUGGACGCCGAGAAGAGAAAGAUCCAGUCUCAAUUUGACAAGCAAGUCUCUGCCCUUCUGGCACAACGCCAGAAAGAGAUAGACGAAGCUGUCCGAGUCGCCCUUUGUGCGCAAACCAAUCGCAUCACGAAACUGCAGUUGCAGGUGGAUGACAGAGAUACCACCAUAGCCAUCCUGGAAGAACGGCGGCAGCAACGAGAUGCCGCUCGUGACAGCGUAGAGGACGCUCAACCCGAUGCUCAUGUUGCCAAAGAUAUGCCUGAAGGCAUUGAACAAUCGGUGGGUGACAGGCACGAACGGAGCUUAUCCGACAUAAAUUUCGAUCCUUACAUCUUCGAUGAUGCCGUCGAGAGUACUGCACAACAAGUUGCAGAUGGUGAGGAUCGUCUCCCUGGAGUGGGCGACCCAAGCGAGACGGACACGACGCCAGGACCUGCUGGUGAUCAACCAACACCCACAGUGCCAUCGGUGCCGUCCGCGCCUGAUACGGCACAAGCGCCAGCAGUGCCUUCCGGGUCUGCUACGUCACCAACGCCAGCGUUGAUGAACACCCGCUCCAAACGCAAGUCUGCCGACCCCCAGGCGCAGGAAGGCCAGAAGCGAAGCCGCAAGAAGGUCCCAGGCGCGGAAGCACACGCCAACGGCCAGGCCCUGCUGUCCAAGUUCUGCAUUGCGUGGAAUGCCACCGCAGAAGAACGACGCAUGAUUGAUGCGACGUUUCGCAUCUUCUUCAGCCUGGGCAAGGACCCUGCUGCGGUCGAAGGAAAGAUUGAUCAAUACUGCAUGGGAACGUUUACCAGGCGGCCGGUCUAUCCUCCGACUUGUUUCCACGCAGCGAUCUUGGGUCACAAUUCUGGUUCAGGUGGCAGUAACCAUGCCCAGGUCAACUGUAAGGAAUGCAACAAGCUGGGCACAGUAUGCAUGUGGGCCAAGUUCCAUCCUGACGUGCAUACCGGCUAUGGCGACCGUGACGAAAACGGCGUUGUUCCGUCAGGAGAAGCUCGCGCCUACAAGCCUGACGCAGAACCAAGAACAAUCCAUGUUGAGGGUCGUGAUAUCCGCUGGAUCCUGAAGAGGCGCAAAGAGACGCCUGUAGCUCCAGACGAGACUGACUGGGAUCUUGGGGGCAAGGUUGUGUAA